Messenger RNA from Haplochromis burtoni (Burton's mouthbrooder), 964 nucleotides. RefSeq names its product complement C1q tumor necrosis factor-related protein 3-like. Gene Ontology annotation, molecular function: protein binding. The record is from RefSeq and is a predicted model, not a curated record. Lineage: Eukaryota; Metazoa; Chordata; Actinopteri; Cichliformes; Cichlidae.
AGGAGGCGGAGGAAAAUGGUGGAGCUGUUUACAGAUGUUGAGGAGAGGAGACACGGACGUUACUUUGGUUUUUACCGCAUGGAAGGAGCAGAGCUGCGUUCAGCUGUUAUCAGACUGAGACUGCAGGCCAACAGUCCUGUACACAGGACAUCCACGCUGCGCUGAGAGAGCUGACCGCCCAGAAAGUGAGGACGGCAUUCCUGGAAAAACAGACUCAAGAACAAGAAGCAAAGCUGGAGAGUCAGAAGACUGAGAUCGACCAGCUGAAGCUGCAGUCAGAAGAACAAGUAGCAAAGCUGGAGACCGAGAUCAACAAAGUAAAGCAGGAACUACAAGUCACACGGGUGGCGUUCUCAGCCUCUGUGCUGGAACAGGUAAGUGCAGAAACUGGACCCUUUAACAUUCAGACUACUCUGAUCUUCAAACAUGUUGUCACAAACAUUGGAAAUGCCUACAACAAACACACAGGUAUUUUCACUGCACCAGUGAGAGGAGCCUACCACUUUGACUGGAAAGUAUAUGGAUAUGGAAACAUUGAGGCUGGUGCUGUGUUAUUCAGGAAUGAAGAACACAUAUUUAUAGCAUAUGAAAGUCCAACAUCUGGUUCUGUGAGCGCCUCUAAUGGAGCCUCACUGCUUCUAGAGGUUGGAGAUCAUGUGUUUGUACGUCUCUGGGUUAAUUCAAGGAUACAUGACAAUCAAAACCAUCAUAACCACUUCAGUGGUCAUCUGAUCUUCACCAUGUGAGAGGUGUGACAGCUCCAACACUUCCUGUUUGCUGUCCUGUGUGGGCGGAGCUUAGCCAUUUUUAGAAGUAAAACAGGAAGUAAAUCACCUGCUGGAAUCAGUUUCUUGCUCUCUCUCUCUUUCUGGUUGGGUUCUAGUUUUGUGUUUAUUUGUUUCUACUGACUCAGAUAAUUUACUUCUUCUUGUUAUCUUUGAUUCAAAUAAAUCCAGUUAAAUGU